CAAGGCAGGCGCUUAUGCCGCCGAGCUAAAUCCCCAGCCCCCGACCUUGGUGGUAUGUUUCAAUGCAGUCUUGAGAGACCUUUGACUCAGGGUCUGAGAAUAAGAUUUAGAUGAGACAGUUAUGAAUCCAGUAUCGAGGCAUGUUGAAAGCACAGGAAAGUGGCCUUGCCAUAGAGAGAUUCUGGUUAGCGAUAGUUUAAUAAAUGAAACAAUUUCAGAGACUAAGUGACCUACAGAGUUAAGUGUAGAUUGAGAAUUCCAAUCAGUGUACUGUAUUUUACAUACUACAUUUUUUCGUUUGUUUAAAUUUUUACUUACAUGGAAAGUGCAUGGUACAGGCCACCUGCAGGGUGGACCCUUGGCCCACAUCAGCAUCAUCUGGUAACUUGUUUCCUUUGCACAUUCCAGGGCUCCAGCUCAGACCCUCAGGAACUGGGGCUCAGCAAUCUGUGCACUAACAAAUCCUCUGGGUGAUUCUGAUGCAUACUAACAUUUGGAAUUUUUGUUUUUGUUUUGGAGAACUAAGUGUUGAACUCAGGCUCUUCACACUGAGCUAUCUCCCCAGUCUUAUUUAUGUGCUCUCUAAAAGGUUGGCCUUUUUAAUAAUUUUUAUUUUUAUUAGCACAUUUGUAAUACAUAAUGUUUACAUUCAUCAUGGAGAGUUGGCACAUGACAUGAUAGGUCUUAAUUCUUUCUAGUUUUUCUCGCCCUCCCCCAUCAUUUUUAUUUUUUGAGACUAAAUCUCAUGGUUAAGUUGCCUAGGAUGGGCUCAAAUUUUUUAUCCUCCUGUCUUAGCCUCCAAAAGUGCUGGGAUCACCAGCAUACACCAAAUUUUCACAUGCAUCUAAUUCACAUAAGGGUCAGAUUCUAUGUCAGUAGGUCUGAGAGAGAGAUCCAAAAUUGUUUUUUCCUGAGACAGGGUUUCACUUUGUAGUGCACACUGGCCUUGAACUCAUUAUGUAGCCCAGGCUGGCUUCCAGCUCGCUGUGAUUUUCCUGCCUCAGCCUCUGGAGUACUGGGAUUUCAGCAAGCAGCCAGCCUGUGUGGAACAAUGGCAGUGAGCCACUCAGUGAAGGAGCGGACCAUCUCCGAGAACAGCCUGAUCAUCUUGUUGCAAGGCCUUCAGGGCCAGGUGACCACUGUGGACCUACGGGAUGAGAGUGUGGCCCACGGACGAAUUGACAAUGUCGAUGCUUUCAUGAACAUCCGCCUGGCUAAGGUCACCUACACAGACCGUCGGGGGCAUCAGGUUGAACUGGAUGACCUCUUCAUAACAGGCCGAAACGUUCGAUAUGUCCACAUCCCAGAUGACGUGAACAUCACCGCCACCAUUGAGCAGCAGUUGCAGAUCAUCCAUCGAGUGCGAAACUUUGGCAGCAAGGGACAAGGCCGGCAGGAGUUUCCCACCAAAAAACAUAAGUGAGGCUGUCGCCUCAGCAAGUUCUGGAACUAACUCAGGAUUCUCUCUGAGCCAAUUCCUGCUACCCCUCCCAGCCUGGUAUAGGACAGACAUCUCUUGCUACAGCUCUUUCACAGAGUGCACCUCUCAGACUCAUACUGGGAGACAGAACUCUGUCUGUCUGCCUGUGACCUUGGGGUAGGUGACAAUCCCCCUUUUGGAUCAUUUGUGCCCAAGUAUGAUUUAUUGAUUUAGGAAAUUUGUCAAGUAGUUUUCAGUUCACUCCCAAUGGAGGUUAUUAAAUGUAGUUGGCCUGAGUCACCGCAA
Cavia porcellus (domestic guinea pig) is the source of this 1726-nucleotide messenger RNA. RefSeq names its product LSM10, U7 small nuclear RNA associated (gene Lsm10). Bases 1052 to 1423 code for a protein of 123 amino acids. The transcript has 2 exons. Gene Ontology annotation, biological process: mRNA 3'-end processing by stem-loop binding and cleavage. Gene Ontology annotation, cellular component: nuclear body; cytoplasmic U snRNP body. Gene Ontology annotation, molecular function: U7 snRNA binding; histone pre-mRNA DCP binding. NCBI's taxonomy places the organism in Eukaryota, Metazoa, Chordata, Mammalia, Rodentia, Caviidae. The record is from RefSeq and is a predicted model, not a curated record.